CUGAAUACAAGACACACUUAACAGGAUGUACUGAGUGAUUUCCCAGCUCGAGGGGAUUGAUAGAAUAUUUUGCUUUCCCACUGCAAAGAACACGUGCAACAUUUGGGACUUGAUACUUAGUUGCAACUUCAAUUGCUACAGAUUCGGGAAAAAUAAAAAAGAAAUAGAAGAUGUUGGAGUUUUGGAGAGCAGCUCCCGUACUGCUGCUGCUCAGUGUGCUACUUCCAUUGUAUUCUUGCGAAGUGGCCCAUUAUUACACCUUUGAAGAAGAACCUCCCGGAUCAGUUAUUGGGGUUUUGGCCAACAACUCAAAGUUCAACUCCACCGAAGGACCCAUCAGCAACUUCCGUCUGAUGAAGCAGUUUAACAGCUCCCUCAUCCAUGUUCGGGAGAGCGAUGGGCAGCUGAGCAUCGGGGAGAGGAUAAAUCGGGAGCAGAUUUGCAGACAGACUCUGAACUGUAUCCUGGCCAUGGAUGUGGUCAGUUUCUCCAAGGAGCAAUUCACCCUCAUUCAUGUUAAAGUAGAGGUGAAGGACAUCAACGAUAACAGCCCCCAGUUUCCUAGGUCCGAGAUACCUGUGGAGGUGUCUGAAAGUGCUCCUGUAGGCACCAGGAUCCCCCUUGACAUAGCCAUUGAUGAGGACGUUGGGUCAAACUCCAUCCAGAGCUUCCAAAUCUCAGUGAAUAGUCACUUUAGCCUUGAUGUCCAGACCAGGGCUGAUGGGGUGAAAUACGCAGGCCUGGUGCUGAUGAAAGAGCUGGACCGGGAAAGCCAGUCCUCCUACACAUUGGAGCUGGUGGCCAUGGAUGGAGGAAGCCCAUCUCGCUCAGGCAGCGCAGUGGUCAGUAUCCGGGUGAUUGACUACAAUGAUAACAGUCCAGCGUUCGAGAGGAGCUCGGUCACUGUGGAGCUCAUGGAGGAUGCUCCCAUGGGGUACCUGCUGCUGGACCUCAAUGCUUUUGAUCCAGAUGAAGGUGUGAAUGGAGAAAUUGUCUAUAGCUUCAGUCCUCAGGUGUCCCAGGAGGUUCGACAACUCCUUAAGAUCGACCCCAACUCCGGUCGCUUAACUCUUGAAGGUCAGGUUGACUUUGAGACCAAACAAACCUACGAGUUUGAUGUCCAGGCUCAGGACAUCAGCCCGAACCCUUUAACAGCCACCUGCAAAGUCAUCGUCCAUAUUAUAGAUGUGAAUGACAAUGCCCCAGCUAUCAGCAUCACCCCUCUGACCUCCAUCAGCUCGGGAGUCGCCUUUAUCACCGAGGCAGCCACUGAAGGUAGUUUGGUAGCUUUGAUCAGUACCACGGACAGAGACUCCGGGACAAACGGAAAAGUUCAUUGCACUCUGCAUGGACACGAGCAUUUUAAGCUCCAGCAAGCCUAUGAGGACAGCUUCAUGAUAGUCACAAGAUCGCUAUUAGAUCGGGAGAAGAUUGCCGAGUACAACCUGACUGUGGUGGCUGAGGACCUCGGAUACCCUUCAUUGAUAACCCGCCAUCAAUACACUAUCCGGGUGAGUGAUGAAAAUGACAAUGCCCCUGUUUUUGCCAAACCGGUAUUAGAAGUGUCUACCGUUGAAAAUAAUGCCGCUGGCGCCUACAUCACUACAGUGGUAGCCAGAGAUGCUGACAUUGGCGACAACCGUAGAGUUUCUUACAGGCUGAUGGAGGGUGAAGUUUUGGGACAGCCCUUGUCUACCUUUGUAGCUAUAGACGCAGAGUCUGGGGUGUUGCGAGCUGUAAGGUCCCUGGACUACGAAAAACUCAAACAACUAGAUGUUGAGGUUGAGGCUACAGACAAGGGGAUCCCUCCACAUUCUACCCGAGUUCAACUGCACAUCAAAAUAGUUGAUCAAAACGACAACCCUCCUGAGAUAACAUUCCCUUAUCUGCACAAUGGGUCAGCAGAAGUUCUCCUGCCAGUCAAUGCUCCCUCUAAUUACCUGUGCUUCCAAAUCAAAGCUGACGACCCUGAUGCAGGGGUUAACUCACAGCUCUUCUAUACUAUACUGAGGGAUAACAAUAGACUCUUUGCUAUCAACAGAGGAACUGGUGAGGUAUACCUAAGAAGAAAAGUUAACCUUCACGAAUUUGAGGACCUGACCAUUGUGAUUGCUGUUUAUGACAGCGGCAGGCCUUCCUUGUUCUGCAAUGCAACCAUCAAGUUUAUUCUCACUGACUCCUUGCCUUCUAGUGUAGAGAUAGUCAUCAUGCAAACACAAGAGGAGGAAGAGCAGCAGCUAGAUCUGUCCAUAAUCUUCAUUGCAGUCUUGGCAGGAGGCUGUACUUUGCUCUUGGCAGCCAUUAUGUUCGUGGCCUGUACUUGCAAAAGAAAAUCAAGUCUCUUCAAACGUGAAUCAGAGGAGAGGAGAAUCUACCGAGAAGCACAGCCAUUAAACUCCAGUGGCCAAAGCACCAGUUCUAUUACUCAAUCUGAAUCGUGCCAGCUCUCCAUCAAAACAGAAUCCGAGGAUAUCAGCGUGUCGACCGGUCAGAGAGAGGAUCUUAAGUCAAACUCAAAUGUUUCGGUUUCUGCCUCUCCAAGUCAAACAUCUUCUUGGCAUCAGGAAAAGUCUGCUGGAAGCAUAGGUGGGAACUCUAAUGUGGAUCAAGGAAGCACUAAAGACAGUGGCAAAGGAGACAGUGAUUUCAAUGAUAGUGACUCAGAUGCCAGUGGUGAAGGCCUCAAGAAGAUCUCUGACCAGAACAUUCAUAGUCAGCCUGGUGUUGUCUACAUGGAAAGCUCAAAGGCAUAUCGCAGUGCUGAACAUUAUUACAGUCACAGGAUUGACACUGGUCUGCAUAAUGGAAACCUUACUAUGCAUUACGAAAAGGGGUUCGCAGUGCCUUAUUCAUUAAGAGCCCCUUAUUACAAUACAUAUCAUCCAAGAAUACCUAACGCAUACAUUCCUCAUCAUAACCUCAAAGACUCAAAUUAUCAUAUGAACACUGCAACUACUGGACGAGUACACAGAGAGUAUGAUGUAGAUUAUUUAAACAGAGGCAGAACAAUAUCUCCUCCUAGGCUGUCUCGAAAAUAUCAAGAAUUCAGUUAUGCACCAGAAACAAUGUUACAAACAAACGCUUCUGAAAUAGCCACAACAUUUUAAUAAGUUGUGAGCAUUGUAAUGAAAUGCCCUUUCAAGGUCUUAAA
This is a messenger RNA of Pelobates fuscus (common spadefoot toad), 3151 nucleotides long. RefSeq names its product protocadherin-8-like. The record is from RefSeq and is a predicted model, not a curated record. Gene Ontology annotation, molecular function: calcium ion binding. Gene Ontology annotation, biological process: homophilic cell-cell adhesion. Lineage: Eukaryota; Metazoa; Chordata; Amphibia; Anura; Pelobatidae. The coding region runs from base 171 to 3107 and encodes 978 amino acids. Gene Ontology annotation, cellular component: plasma membrane. The transcript has 4 exons.